UAUGACUUUUUUUAUGCCUUUAAUAUUGCUAAAUUUUUAAUAUAAAUACAGUUGUUAACUUUCAUGCAUUUAUCAUUAUUUUUCAUACAAUUUUAUCAUUUUUAUAAUCAUCCCAAAUUUUCAAAAUUUCAUUUUAUCUUUAUCUUAUCAUUAACAAUGGUACAACUUGUCGCAGAUGUUUUAUUAUUAAUUUUAAACGAAUUGCGAGAUGAUCCUUCUUCUUUGCAUUCAUGUGUUUUAGUAAAUAAAUCCUGGUUUUCGUUAGCAAUGCCUAUAUUAUGGAGAUCUCUUUAUUAUACCCAUGAAGAUUCUAUUUCAUUCAAUAAAGUCUUCGAUGUUAUAUCAUAUUUUUUACCAUCAGAAAGUCCUUUAUUCAAAAAUGGAUUUAAAUUACCUUCAAACCGACAAUUAAUAUUUAAUUAUAUGACUUUUUUCACUCACAUUUCCCCUACUUUUGUUAAUGAUAUAGUGCAAUCAGUAACGACGGAGAAGGAAGCUAAAAUUUAUGAUUAUAAAAAAAAUAUGUUGGAGGAAGAAAUAUAUAAGGUGAUUUUCAAUAAUUGUAAGAAUGUAAAAUGUUUCUAUUGGAGUACAUAUCACUCCUUACACUUGUUUCCAAAUGCCGAACCAUUUUUCGCCAAUUUAAGUUCUUUAGGGAUAAGUCUAACAAUCGCGAAUCCAACAAUAUUAUAUGAAUUAGCUCGGAUUUGCCAAAAUAUAGUAACUUUAGAGAUUAAUGAAUGUAACAGAGAUUGCCUGGGUUUACUUCAUUUUAUUAACGUGCAGACUAAACUACAAUCUUUAUGCUUGCAUUUGUGUGAUGUAAGAGAACAACUCGUGUACUUAAGCGAAGCAAUUGAAGGGAAAGCUGUUACAUUAAAAAGAUUAACAAUAAAAUCAUCUGUUACAUCUAUUUCUCCUAAAUUUCUUCUCUCAUUAAGAAAUUUAGAAUAUUUAGUCCUUAACAAUUAUGUUAAUCAAUUAUCUCGAUAUACUAAGGUAUGGAGUUACUAUUUAAGCAAGGCUGAUUUUCCAAAACUAAGAUACUUUGAAAUGUCAUGCUUAACCAAUGUGUUAGAAUCUUUUUUGAUAUUAAAAUAUACCAACAAGUUUAAAUCAAUGACUCUUUUAAAUGACCAAUAUAAAUUAAUCUUUGAAAAUGAUUUAUAAAAAUAAUAUUAUAUUAUUAUAUAUAUGAUUUACCUCAAUUUUAAACAUCUCAUUAUUUGUAGCGCUUCGAGGGUGGACUUAUAAUUAUUUCAUGUAAUAGUUGCGGUUGCGACUUCAUAAAGAACGUUAUAGAGAUUAAUUUCAGUUAUAAAUUAAUUAUUAGAACUUAAUUAUAUUAAAUUAUUUAUAAAUUCAUUAUACAUAUUAUUAUUAUUAUCGAGAAGUAUUUUUUUUUUCAUUUAUCAAAAAUUUCUAUUUAUCUACUAUCAAUAAAAA
Rhizophagus irregularis DAOM 181602=DAOM 197198 is the source of this 1446-nucleotide messenger RNA. RefSeq lists its product as uncharacterized. Lineage: Eukaryota; Fungi; Glomeromycota; Glomeromycetes; Glomerales; Glomeraceae. The record is from RefSeq and is a predicted model, not a curated record. Gene Ontology annotation, molecular function: protein binding.